AUGCCUAAAGAUAUCCAGUUGGCUCGUAGGAUCCGGGGCGAACGUGCAUAACAGCUCAGCUCGGUUCUGACAAUCUCACAUUACAAACGGCUCCUUUAGGAGCCACCACCUGACAAUAAAAGUUAAUGGCCAAUAAACUACUUCUUACCUUGUCUCUACUUAUUUCUUUAUUAGUUACUAGUGAAAUGAGACAGAAAUAAUUCUCAUACUCCACGCCGUUACAAGUUUUUCGCGAUAAGGACACAGUAGAGUACUAGUAUCCCUAAGCUUACCAAAAAAAUUAGUGAUUGCGCCCAACAACUCCUUAUUCGUUCAGUCUAUCUCUCUGCCUGUCUUCCUAUGUUGACGUUUACAAUCCAUCUCAUUUUCAAAGAACUUAGCAAACAUCUUAGAGGUAAUAGAUCUAUCGCGAUCAGUAGUAACUGAUCCCUCUGCGGUCCGCUAUAACAACUUAAGAAAAGAGUUGCGCAAGUAACCAACAUUAGCUAUCGCUGUGGAGACUAUAACGAGACAUGUCUGUCAAAAGCACCCAGAAGAAAGCUUCUAAACAGCCGGCCGAACACCCUAAGUAUGCAGAAAUGAUCAUACAAGCCCUUCACGCCCUGAAAGAUCGUAAUGGUUCUUCACGUCAGGCUGUCGACAAGUACGUUAAGAACCAUUUCAAAGUGGGAGACAAAGCAAGUCAUUUUAUUAAAAUGGCUCUUAAGAGAGGCGUGGAGAAUGGUCAAUUUAUCAACACCAAAGGGUCCGGAGCUUCAGGUUCUUUCAAGGUCAACAAAGAAGUAAAGAAAGCAAAGGCAGCCAAAGACCUGGCGAAGAAGACCAAAACCGCCGAUCCAGCCAACAAACCAAAAAUAAAGAAGGUCGCCGCGAAAGAAAAGACCGCCCGCAAACCAGCCGAGAAAACCAAGAAAUCGCCGGGUAAGAAAGUUUCCAGCAGCAAGAAGAAGACACCUCUCGUGCCAAAGAAGACUGCCACAAAGAAGCCGUUGCCUAAGAAAGCGAAAGAAAGCAAAGCCUCGGUUAAAAAAUCAGCCAACAAGAAAGUCAGUGGCAAGUAA
Messenger RNA from Porites lobata, 1061 nucleotides. The record is from the annotation of a GenBank genome assembly. NCBI's taxonomy places the organism in Eukaryota, Metazoa, Cnidaria, Anthozoa, Scleractinia, Poritidae.